This is a messenger RNA of Penicillium pulvis, 1890 nucleotides long. RefSeq names its product putative AP-3 adaptor complex subunit mu. Lineage: Eukaryota; Fungi; Ascomycota; Eurotiomycetes; Eurotiales; Aspergillaceae. Gene Ontology annotation, cellular component: cytoplasmic vesicle; clathrin adaptor complex. Bases 1 to 1890 code for a protein of 629 amino acids. The record is from RefSeq and is a predicted model, not a curated record. Gene Ontology annotation, biological process: endocytosis; intracellular protein transport. The transcript is spliced from 3 exons.
AUGAGCGGUGAGAUUGAUGCCGUCUACAUAUUUGACGAGCAAAACGCCCCUCUCGUCGAACAUGUCUACCGAGCCCGCCCGCCUUCGGCCGCGGCCAUCUUGCCCCUCUACCUCGCCCAUGCUGCCCCGCGCCCUUCAUUGCUAUACUUUCCCAGUACCAGUCCACCGGUGACUGUGUUCUCGAUAACCCAGUCGAACUUGCUGUUUCUUGCGGUGAGCGAGGUGGAUACGGAGCCGCUUCUGGUGCUUGAAUUCCUGCAUCGCGUGGUGGAUGUACUUGAGGAUUUUGUUGGCGCUCCUCUUCUCUCAACCAAAAUCCAGGCGAGUUAUGACGUGGUGGCUCAAUUGCUGCAUGAGAUGUGUGAUGGGGGAGUGGUAUGUAAUACCGAACCCAACUCGUUGCAGGAGGUUGUCGAUGUUCCGGGAUGGAUGGGGAAACUUCUAGGUGGAAUAAGCGUACCUGGUUCUUCUACUCCCACUACGAGCAAUCCUCUGAAGCAGUCACUGGCUGCGGCUAGUGCAGCUCAAGGCCCCGCAAUUCCCUGGCGUCGACCCGGAGUACGGCACACAUCCAAUGAACUAUAUGUUGAUAUUAUUGAAUCUCUCUCUGUGACUAUGGCGCCUUCUGGAAGGCUACUUUCUGCAUUAGUAUCUGGGACUAUCGCAUUCACUGCUAAAAUAUCGGGAGUUCCCGAUCUCUUAUUGUCAUUAUCAGCUCCUGGCGGCCAACAGUCACUCGCCCGCAAGAUUGAUUUGCCCGUCUUCCAUCCAUGUGUUCGCCUGGCUCGCUGGCGCGAGAAGCCGGGAGAGCUCAGUUUUGUGCCUCCCGACGGUCGGUUCAUCCUGGCUGGGUAUGAAGUUGAUCUUCUUCCAAUAGACCCAGAUCUUGAUCACCCACCCAGCCAUAUGGAGAAACUGUUCCUUCCUGCAAUUGUGGAUAUUCGCAAAUCGCUUGGUCCUUCUGGGGCAGAGUUCGAGGUUCGACUCACCCUAAAUACCACUUUCCCUGGUCAACCCUCUCGUCCGGUCCCAUCUCGAGCUGGAUCAGGGACUUCCACACCAUCCUUCCUUGGUGGCGGCAGUAACUCCAGUGGGCCGGUAUUAGAGGAGGUGGUUGUCAGUAUCCCGAUAUCUAAAUCUGUGCGUCACAUCACGGACAUGCAGGCCAGUCGUGGUGAUGCCCAAUACUCUCCUAAUACUGGACUGCUUGAAUGGCGAGUCCCCACUGGCCGCGACGCUGGGACUAUUUCUGGUACCGCAACUCUCCGCUGCACUGUUGCAGGCUAUCCGUCGGCGGAUGAGGACUUUGAUAGUCUGGAAGAAGUCGAUGAAGACGCCAACGCAAACCUUCUACAGGGUUACUACGAGGACCCUGCCUCGUACGAUAACCCUUCUACCAAUACCACCCGGAAAACACGGUCAGGCGACCCCGCAAAGAAGAAGAAAAGGAAGAAGAAGGAGAAGUCGAGCAAGAAGUCAUCCCGUUCAGCUGCUGUUCUCACCGAGGACCCAGGUGACACCGAAGCCGUCUCAGAAGAACCAGUCAAAGUCUCCGCUUCGCCUUCUCCCAACCCCUCCACCCAUGCCCAAACGCCUCCUCCGCAAGCUCAACCCCAGUCUCAAAACAAUUCACAACUCCCGGCAUUCUUUGCCCCUUCAUCUGCUUCCCGUUCUGCGCCCCGCAGAACCAAAGCCCAACUUAAUGCGAACCUCAUGCCGAACUCGGCAUCUGUCUCCUUCUCAGUGCGCGGCUGGCUCCCCUCUGGCAUCAAAGUGGAAAGUCUGAAUAUCGAUCAGCGCCGCAGCCGUGGUGUUGGUGAGAGUGUCAAGCCGUAUAAGGGUGUCAAGUACCUGUGUGUGAGUCGGCGCGGCGUGGAGCGUCGUUGUUAA